Meloidogyne enterolobii is the source of this 1758-nucleotide messenger RNA. Lineage: Eukaryota; Metazoa; Nematoda; Chromadorea; Rhabditida; Meloidogynidae. The record is from the annotation of a GenBank genome assembly.
UAUUUCGGAUCGAACCCGACUUUGUCCUUGUUUAUAAAGAUUAUACCAUUGUAAUGAUGAUUCGUCUGGCAGCAUUUAAACGCUUAAACGAGAGGAGGAGUUUAAGAUUAAGAGAAAAGGGAAAAACAAAAGCUAAAGGUCCCUUCCACCCGGUUAGCUAAUACUUUUUGCUUCAUUCUUACCACUUCAUUUUAAUAAUAUAAUUAUUUAGAAAAAUAUUAAUUAAACUUGUAUUUAUUCUAAAAUCAAAAAAUGGUUGAUCUUUCAGUCAAUUGUUGUAUUGACUUACAAAAUGGACGUUGUUCUUCUUUAUCCCCCUUGGAACGGUCAACAGAAUUUAAGUGUAAAUGUCCAUUUCCAGCAUUUUAUCAAGAAAAAGAGGAAAAAGAGAAAAGUAAAAGAGAGGAGGAAGAAGAUUUGGAAGAUGAAGAUGAAUUUUACGACUGUGAAGAUGAUGAUGAUGAAGAAUACGAUGAUGAGGAGGAUGAGGAAGAUGAACAAAAUGAGGAAAAUGCUGGGAAUGAUAGGAAAAAUAAAAAGAGAAAUGUUUCGGCCCACUGGACAGCCCAUUUAUCUGCUAGUAGAUCACCAGCUCCUGAACGUGUACAGGAUGGUGCCCAAGCAGAAUUGAACGCAGAAUUUGUUGAAAUAAGCGAGGUUAUUGCUUUACGUUAUAGUAGAUUAUCUUUGGCACACAAUCCAAGUUUAUUAAUUGGCCCCUCUUCACCAACAAUAGCAAAUGGUACUUUUCAACAGAACGGUGGGGUGAGGGGAAUUGAAGUUCCUAAUGUAGCUGUACAACAAGAUGAAUCACAAAUAAUGAUGAAACGUUAUUUAAUCCCUAUAUGCACAAUUGGAGAAGGGGCUUUUGGACGUGUUCAGUUAUGCCAACAUAGAGAGACUGGGAGAUAUUAUGCUUUGAAAUCUAUGUACAUUCCAAAAAUCGUAGAGAGGAGGCAAGUACAACACGUUCACCAAGAGAAAAGAAUACUUCAAGCACUUGAUCACCCUUUCAUCGUUAAAUUAUGGGACACAGCAAAAGACGCAGCCAAUUUAUUUAUGGUAAUGGAAUUUCUGCCUGGAGGAGAGCUUUUCUCGUAUUUUCGAGCCGCUAGAAAAUUUCCUUCACAAACAGUUAAAUUCUAUGCUGCCGAGAUUAUUCUUGCCCUUGAAUAUUUACAUUCCAUUUAUAUUGCCUAUAGAGAUCUUAAACCAGAGAAUUUAAUGGUCAGUCUUCACGGACAUAUCAAAUUGACCGACUUUGGUUUUGCCAAAAUUAUUCACAAUAAAAGUUAUACUCUCUGUGGCACACCUAGCUAUCUGGCACCCGAAGUUUUUCAAAGAAAAGGGCAUAAUCAAAGUGUUGAUUGGUGGGCUUUGGGCGUUCUAAUUUUUGAAUUGAUGGCUGGUGAUCAGCCUUUUCGUGGCAAGACACCUGAAGAAAUUGAGGAGUCGAUUGUUAAUAGUAAAGAGAAUGGUCUGCAUUUUCCAAGACGUACUUUUAGUCCAAAUGCGAAAGAUGUUAUUCGCCGUCUACUUUGCAUUGAACCCAAAGACAGAAUAGGUUAUUCUCAAUUAAAGUCUCAUCAAUGGUUUUGUAAUUAUGAUUGGCAGGAACUUUAUAAUCGGAAUUAUAAACCACCCUUUUUACCAACAAUUUACCACGACGGCGAUACCGGUAAUUUUGAUAGUUAUCAAGAAAUUGAACAAUUCCCCCCUGCAAAACAGUCAGAAUUGGAUUUGUUUGAUGAAUGGUGA